UUCAAUAUGACUUACUGACAGCAGUUUGUUACCACUCAAGUGGGCUGGCCCCGCUUAUGUUCAACUCGUCCAGUGGAGGAGUUAAUUUAUUACACAUCUGUCUUGGAAGUAGUUAAUCUUGCACUCCCCCCCAAGAGAAACAAAUUUAAGAAACCUUGAAAAGGCAGCGGGACGACUUCUCACUUUAACCCGCACUUCAACAUCCUUCAUAGACUCGCCUCGCUUCUGAACAACUUGCCAAGAACGGGAAAAAGUUCCAGAUUAGACAUGGAAGCGAUUUUGGUGUUCGCGAAGAAAAUCUGGUGCGUCCGGAGACAGCUAAUGUUAAUUCUUACACCAAUAGCCCUCCUGCCUUUAAUGUUUGCGCUCCCAGCAAGGGAAGGAAAGUGCCUGUACGUCGUGCUGCUGAUGGCCGUGUUCUGGUGCACGGAGACCCUGCCACUGGCCGUCACUGCCAUGCUCCCUGUCUGUCUGUUCCCCCUGCUCGGGAUUCUGCCCUCCAGCAAGGUCUGCCAGCAGUACUUUGUUGACACCAACUUCCUCUUCCUCAGUGGGCUUGUGAUGGCAUCAGCCAUUGAAGAAUGGAACCUGCACCGCAGGAUCGCGCUGAGGGUCCUCAUGCUGGUGGGAGUCAAGCCGGCCUGGCUCAUCAUGGGAAUGAUGAUAACGUCGGCGUUCCUCUCCAUGUGGCUCAGUAACACUGCCACCACUGCCAUGAUGCUGCCCAUCGGCAACGCCAUCCUGCAGAGCCUGUUCGGAGACCUGGAAAAGCUGAAGGAGAAGUGCCACUUAAAGGACGACGCAGAGAGUGCAUCACAAAUGAAGUUACAGGUUUUGGCAUCAGAAAAACAAAUAUUGACAGGAGAGGAAAGGGCAGAUUUGUCAGAAGCAUGUGAUACGCGAUCUGCUUCAGAAAUCAGAAAAGAAUCUGAGUACCAAAAGAAAGUCUGGAAAGGCUUUCUCAUCUCCAUCCCCUAUGCUGCCAGUAUUGGGGGGACUGCUACUCUGACAGGCACGUCACCAAACCUCAUUCUUGUUGGGCAGCUAAAAAGUUUCUUCCCAGACUGUGACAUCAUCAACUUUGGCUCCUGGUUCGUGUUCUCGUGCCCCCUCAUGCUGCUCUUCCUCUUCCUGGGCUGGUUAUGGAUUUCCUUCCUGUACGGGGGACUCAACACAAGGUUGUGCCUGCAGAAGAAAGAUUUCAGGGCAGAGGCAGAAACCAAAGCCAGAGCAGUCAUUGAAGAAGACUACAAAAAACUGGGACCUGUCAAGUUUGCUGAAGGAGCAAUUGGAUUUUUUUUCUUUUUGUUUGCCAUCCUUCUUUUCACAAGAGAUCCCAAAUUCUUCCCUGGCUGGGCUCAGCUUUUUAACAAAGGCUACGUCUCAGAUGCUGUUACUGGAGUCUCCAUAGUGUCUAUACUUUUCUUCUUCCCCUCCCAGAAGCCAUCUCUGAACUGGUGGUUUGAUUUUAGAGCACAGAACACUCAAAAUAUGCCUCUGGUGUCAUGGAAAAAGGCUCAAGAAACUGUUCCUUGGAAUAUUAUCCUGCUGCUCGGAGGAGGUUUUGCAAUGGCUAAGGGAUGUGAGGAGUCGGGUUUGUCCAUGUGGAUCGGCAGCCAUCUGCAGCCCCUGGAGAGCGUGCCUCCUGGUGUGGCUGUUCUCCUCAUUACAGUGGUCGUCGCGUCCUUCACAGAAUUUGCGAGCAACACAGCCACUACUAUCAUUUUCCUGCCUGUUCUAGCUGAGCUGGCAAUGCGUCUGCAAGUGAACCCCCUGUAUCUUAUGAUACCAGCGACUAUAGGCUGUUCCUAUGCAUUCAUGCUGCCUGUCUCAACACCACCAAAUUCCAUUGCGUUUGCAUCUGGCCAUCUCCAGGUCAAAGACAUGGUGAAAACUGGGGUUGUGAUGAACAUCUUGGGGGUUCUUUCUCUGUCUCUUGCUAUGAACACGUGGGGACUAUAUGUCUUUGAUCUGCACACAUACCCAUCUUGGGCACGCUCCACCAAUGUGACCACUGUUCUUCCAGGUCUGCUCAACAGCACAGCAACACCCCUCAAUGCCACCUUGUAAUCAGCACAGCGUAACAGGAAACAGAAUCAAUAAGCAAAUCUGAAUGUGUAUUUUAAUGAUUAUUUAAAAUAUAGAUCACAGUGUAAGAAAAAGGCUUUUGUUUUUGGACCAAAACAAGAACACUUGACGUAUUUAAUGUAUUAAGAUGUGUUUAUAGGGGAUUGGGAUUAAUGAUUCAUUCUGUGACAAAUGUUAAGUGUACUCUUCUGUGUGCUUAAAAAAUCCCAACAGAAAUGUUGUAUUUGUGUUACACUUAUGUAGCUUGGAAACUGAAAACCAUAACCUAACCUCACUUAAUUGCAGAAAGAUUUGAUGUUUUUUCUUGUAAAUACUUUUAGUGUCACUAGUUGUGUAAGGCUACCUUGAGCUAUGAUCUCCAUGUCUUCCCUUUGUGUUUAGCAUUAAAUAAGUUCAUUUACUGCUAUUGACUGUGAUGGUUAAAAAUGACAUUCAAUGUCAUUUUGAAAUGAAGGAUAGGAACUUUGGUACCCACCUUAAAACUUAAGAAGCCUCCUGUGUGUGGUUCCUACCCUUUUAUAUUGGUAUUUCAUUAUUGAUUUUCCAAAUGCUAUUUGAAUGUAAAUGUGUUGGGCUUUGGAAAUACUCAGGUUGUAAUGCAACACUACAUUACUAGUCAAAAGACAAUAAAUACACAAAUACGUAGCAACUGGAAACUGUUAUGACAAAUCAGCAGUUCUGAAGUCAAUACAUUGAUUGUGCAAAUGUAUUUCUCCAAGUAAUAUAUAUCUCUGCUUUAAUUUAUUUAUACACCCUUGUAAUUUAAUCUUUUUACAAAGUUAAAAAAUUAAGCAUAAAGGAUAACUUAUUUUAAUUACUUUGAUAACCUCAUGUUAUGUAGCAUUGACUGAAGGGAGGAAACUGAUUUUUAAAUCUGUGAUUACUGCAGAAGUGGACUGUUUGAGUAGCUGUAGAUGCAAAUAGUGCACAAGAUGAACAUAUCUCAAGAUGAUUGUGUUCUCUCUUGACCAAUGUGUAAAAAAGUGUAAAUAAAUCAGGGCUUCUGAAUACUCUGAAUAUGAAUUUCUGCCUGUGUGGACUUAAAAAUAUGGCCAAGCUUCAUUGCUUUUGCCAUCAAUAAACAUCUUUGAAAGAAUAAAGUACUAUUAUAGAUAAUGUUACUGGAUGUAAAUACUCAUAGAUAUUUCACAUAACACACAAUCAGGUAAUACAUGAAGCAAUUAAUGUUUUUGGUAAUAAGAAUGUUUAUUGAUAAUUGCUAUAUUUUAUUUGUUCUCUUUAUAUCCUCCUGUGCCUUCUGAUUUUUUGUUUACUGGUAUGUUUAUGUACAAUAUGUCAAAUACAAGAGUAAUGUAACUGACACAUGUGUGAAAACAAUAAUAAUCUUUGGGGGAAAUCAAUAUUAGAAACAUUCGUGAGAUUAAUGUGAGACACACAUUUGCACCAAACCAACAGAUUGCUUCGGGUAAUCUGGGUCCAGAUCUCCACUAAAUGGGAUUACCCAUUGAAAAAAGGAAACCCAUGAGUUUAUACAGUCAAGACAUCCUAAUGUGUCCUUAAAUGGGAAAUUCGUAACUUUUUUUAACAGGCCAGAUAAACUGCUGGAGAUUUUCAGAGCGUCUCUAACAGGUGUAAUCGUGUAAAAUAAGGCUGAUACACUGACAUCAUUCCCCUGACAGCAUUAAUGCAUCCUAUGCAAUAAGGGCUGACUAUUUGGUUUAGAGGAUUUUCCUCUGUGUGAGCUGUGUGUACUGGGUGCUUGGAGACCUAUAUUUGUCAAUAGUGUGUCGCAGAUUAAAGAAUGAUUACUGGAAGAGAAAAAUAUAAAAAUACCACAAAAUGUUGAUAAAUGUAGAAAUAAGCAGGUUAAACAGUACAAAAAACGAUAACAUCCAUUAUUCCAGCAUAUUGUAGCAUAUACUCUUGGGACACCAGUCCAAUCCAGGGACAGCUAUAACACCCAUUCACUUUAUAACUGUUUCUUCAAAUUCUGGGUCAUAGGGAACCUAUCUCCAGGAAGUAUGGGUGCAAGGUGUGUACACCAUGGAUGGGACUCCAGUCAAUCAUAGGGCACACACAGACACAGGCAUGCACACAAUCACUCCUGGGCCAAUUUCCCAAGAAGCCCAUUUACCUCCCAGUAUGUUCUUGGACUGUGGGAGCAAAUUGGAGCACCUGGAGGAAACCCACAUGAACACAGGGAGAACAUACAAACCCCACGCAGACAGCACCCUAGGUCUGGAAUUGAACCCAGGGCCCCAGGAUUGUGAGGCAGCAAUUCUAACCACUGUAUGACUGUACAAUUAGCAAGUGGGGAGACUAUCUGAGACUAACGCCUGUUGGUCUCUGAGGCUGGUGGAAUUUGGAGGGGGAGAAUGUCAGGGCUCAUGGAUACCAGUAACAGUUUUCAAGUCUUCCUCUGUUGAAGGGCUGACUGUUUCAGCUGGUAGACUUGUUUGUUGCUGGUGAGGGCAUUUGUAGGAGUGCCUGAAAGAUGUUAGAUUGGACCCUGUGUCCAACUGUGGACCUUGAACAGCUGCUGAGAGAUUGGUUUCUUCUUCAAAUGUCCAGUCUGCUACACAUAUCCGUCACAAGAUACAACAUCAUAAACAUGCACACAAGCAACAAAGGGAAAUAACUGCUGCUUAGCGAUGACUGAUGAGGCCUAGAAUUAUGAGAAGCAUUAACAGUACAUUUAAGUGUCAGCUCCAAAACAUUGAUUGAGACGUACUGUAGCCAGUUGUGUGUAUCUGAGAUGCAUCAUGCAUCAUUGGAAGAGCUAACAUGAUAAGAGUGUUGUGCAACAUUAAAUUCUUGGUGAAGACUCCUUAAUAAAUGCUAAUUCCUGUA
This is a messenger RNA of Lepisosteus oculatus (spotted gar), 4899 nucleotides long. RefSeq names its product solute carrier family 13 member 3 (gene slc13a3). Gene Ontology annotation, biological process: transmembrane transport; citrate transport. The record is from RefSeq and is a predicted model, not a curated record. Lineage: Eukaryota; Metazoa; Chordata; Actinopteri; Semionotiformes; Lepisosteidae. Gene Ontology annotation, molecular function: succinate transmembrane transporter activity; citrate transmembrane transporter activity; sodium:dicarboxylate symporter activity. Gene Ontology annotation, cellular component: membrane.